Molecule: messenger RNA, 1275 nt
Organism: Laetiporus sulphureus 93-53
Lineage: Eukaryota; Fungi; Basidiomycota; Agaricomycetes; Polyporales; Laetiporaceae
Exons: 5
Coding region: 1-1275 (424 amino acids)
Source: RefSeq, a predicted model, not a curated record
AUGGCUUCCAGAGACCAUGACGUAUCGGUAAACUUGGGCGGAAAGUCCGCCAUAGUGGUAUUCAUCAUAGCGCUUGUGGCCUUUGUCACUGAGACGCAGCUAAGCCAGUAUGUGCAAACCGAACUGGAUUUCCGACAGCCCUUCUUGUUGUUCUAUAUCGUUCACUCAUCCUUCGCCAUAAUGCUACCCUUGCACGUGCUAUUCCUGACGCUGUCGGGCAAGAACUCUCCUCGCGCUCUGUGGGCCGGAUUGAUGCUGGCACUCCGACAACAUCUUUCGCCCCCCACUGGCCCGGUCACUCAAUCAUCAGACUUUCCGACAUGGAGACUUGCUCGCCUUCUCUCAUUCUUGACGGCCGGCAUGACCUUCCCUGCUUUACUGUGGUUCAUUGCCGUAUCUCUAGCUUCAGUAACUGAUGUCACCGCGCUGUGGAACACGAACGCAUUCUUCGCGUACCUCCUCACCGUGAGGUUCCUCAAGCUUCGCUGGGACCCGCGACGUCUGGCCGCCGUCAUUCUUGCCACGUUGGGUGCUACUGCUGUAGUCUAUGGUGGUAGCACUGCAAACACGCCGGAGGCCAGCUUGUGGGGAAAGCGCUCCAUUGCCUCGGUUCUCCGGAGAGCAGUCUUUGUCCCUUCGGCACCCCUCAUCGGCGAUCUGUUGACGCUCGUUGCGUCUGUCCUGUACGGCUUAUACCAGGUACUUUACAAGAUCUAUGCCGCCCUACCGUCCGACCCCGAGGUACUCGAUGAUGAAGUCCCGACGGACGCCUUGUACAGACGACUUCCUACCUCAUAUGAUAGCACCUUGGACAUUGACGAAGCAGCUGUCAACAUCCCCCAGGUAGCAGAUGAAGCUGUCUAUCCUCCGCCUUUUGGAUUGUACCCCAACAUGCUGACAUCUGCUAUCGGCGUGCUCACUUUACUCGUACUGUGGAUACCCAUUCCAAUCCUCGACUACUACGGUAUUUCUACCUUCUCUCUGCCCAAGACUUCGCUACAGGUGGUCGCAAUCGCGGGCAUCGCUCUUAGCGGCGUGGUGUUUAAUGCAGGCUUCAUGAUCCUGCUGGGCGUCUGGGGGCCCGUUGUCACUUCUGUGGGAAGCCUGUUGACAAUUGUCCUCGUAUUCAUCUCGGAUAUCAUUUUCGGUGGCGCUGUUGAGACCAUUACUCCCUGGGGCUUGUUGGGAUCCGGCUCCAUUGUGAUAGCUUUUGCACUGCUUGCAUAUGAUAUGACGAGAAGACGACAUCCUGCAGAUUCCACAUCCCAUCCUUGA